AAAAUCAUAUCAAAAUGGGGCUUAUUUGACUCAAGAAUUAAAAGAAAAUUUAAUUAUAGGAGGUGGAUUACGAGGAUAUUCAAAAACACGUUGGACAACAGCAUUUGAUUGUCUUGCAUCAAUAAAAAGAUGUGAAAAUGCAUUUUAUAGUCUUUUAGAAAAACAUCCAGAAACUCUUAGAGAUGAUAUCAAAUCUUUAUUAAGAAAUCGUAUUUUUUUUCAAGAUGUAGAAGAAUUAAUCAAAUUGCUUAAACCAAUUAAAGAAGUUAUAGUUUCUUUGGAAUAUAAAUCUACUUCUUUAUCCGAUUGUUUUAUUCAAUUAAUGAAACUUGGAAUUGCAUUCAAAUCAUAUCCUACUAUAACAAAUGUCUUAUUUCGAUCAUAUUGUAUUGAUAAAUUUAAUCAUCGAAAAGGAUUUAAAUCUGAUGUUUUUAGACAAAUUUGUCAUACAGCUCUUGAACUUUGGAAACAUAUGGAUGGAGGAGAUAUUACAGCAAAUAUAUUAAUAGCACAAUUAUUAGCAUAUAGAAAUUUUUCAAAACCAUACGAAUUUCAAUAUGUUCAAGAAAUGUAUAAUAUAGAAACUUGGUGGAAAAUGAUAGAACCACAAGAUA
Funneliformis geosporum is the source of this 614-nucleotide messenger RNA. NCBI's taxonomy places the organism in Eukaryota, Fungi, Glomeromycota, Glomeromycetes, Glomerales, Glomeraceae. The record is from the annotation of a GenBank genome assembly.